UUUUCGCUACUGCUCCCCUUUCUUCUAUACCCUUUUUUUCUUCCUCUUUCUUUCCCCCAAUUACUCCCCCACAACUAAAAACUCUCUCUCUCCUUCCAAAUAUUCUUCUAAAAAUAUAUAAAAUCAUCAGAGCUACCACGGAGAGAAGUGAUGUAUGUUUGGAUGUGUAUGUAGCUCGUUGGAGAGAACGAAGAAAAAUAUUAUACUUUUAUUUUAUUUUUUUCUAAAGUUGCCCUCUUUUUGCUCUUUUCUCUCUACUUUUUUUAUUAUAAAAUAUCUAAAUGUUAAAAGGUUCAGGAGGACAAAAGUGGACAAAAUGAUGACAAAAAAUUUAAAAGCCGACAAUAAAAAACAAGAGAUUAUUGAAUUUGGGCAUUUUUGUCUUGUGGCGUUUUGUCGUAUAGGCGUUUUGUCCAUUGACCAUUUUGAAACGCUUUUUCUUUCAUUGCCAGGACACACUAGCUGUCUAGCCUUGUAG
Molecule: messenger RNA, 478 nt
Organism: Meloidogyne enterolobii
Lineage: Eukaryota; Metazoa; Nematoda; Chromadorea; Rhabditida; Meloidogynidae
Source: the annotation of a GenBank genome assembly